Xyrauchen texanus (razorback sucker) is the source of this 3498-nucleotide messenger RNA. RefSeq names its product gastrula zinc finger protein XlCGF8.2DB-like. The record is from RefSeq and is a predicted model, not a curated record. Bases 187 to 1032 code for a protein of 281 amino acids. Gene Ontology annotation, molecular function: RNA polymerase II cis-regulatory region sequence-specific DNA binding; DNA-binding transcription factor activity, RNA polymerase II-specific. Gene Ontology annotation, cellular component: nucleus. Gene Ontology annotation, biological process: regulation of transcription by RNA polymerase II. The transcript is spliced from 3 exons. NCBI's taxonomy places the organism in Eukaryota, Metazoa, Chordata, Actinopteri, Cypriniformes, Catostomidae.
CAGGAAGUAGCGUGCUGAGCACAGCCGCAUUAAUGUGCAUCAAAUAUUUUUCUUUCACGUCUCUCCUGAAAUACUGUUUGUCUGUAAAGAAAGAGGUAUCAGGUGGCAUGUAAAUAGCAACAACUCCAAAUGUAGCCACUGAAGUCUACUGGCAUACUACUGGCAUAUACUAUUAUUCGUCAAAAAAUGAAGUCUGUUAAAGAGGAAAAAGAGGACUUGGGUUAUCCAGAGACACAGAUAAUGAAACAGAAACAUUCUGAGGAUCAAAGAGACUUGAUGGAAGUGAAAGAGGAAAUUCAAAAACUGAACGACUUGGAGGAGAAACAUCAGUGUCAUAAAUCUGAUCAUUUCAUUACUGAUGAAAAAUCUUCUAGUUGCUCACAGACUGAAACGACUUUCACGCAGAAAAGAACUCGAAGAACAAGAGCCAAAAAAAUAUUAACUUGCCAUCAAUGUGGAAAGAGCUUCCCAUACAAAGGAAAGCUGGAGUGUCACCUGAGAAUUCACACCGGAGAGAAGCCUUUCACAUGCACUCAGUGUGGAAAGAGUUUCACAAACAAAGGACACCUUAAGAGUCACAUGAUGAUUCACACUGGAGAGAAGCCUUUCAUGUGCGCUCAGUGUGGAAAGACUUUUACAUACAAAGGUCACCUUAAGUGUCACAUGAGAAUUCAUACUGGAGAGAGGCCUUUCACGUGCCCUCAGUGUGGAAAGGGUUUCACACAACAAAGCCAUCUCACAGUUCACAUGCGCUAUCACUCUGGAUUAAAGCCAUUUAACUGUGAUCAAUGUGGCAAACAAUUUAUGUGGGAAUCACAUCUAAAUGAACACCUGACCAUUCAUACUAACGAGAAGCCUUAUGUGUGUUCUUUUUGUGGAAAGGGUUUCAUUAUUUCAGGACAUUUAAAAGAACAUGAGAUAGUGCAUACUGGAGAGAAGCCAUACCACUGCACUUUAUGUGAGAAGAGUUACACACAGGCAGCUGGUCUACAAAACCAUUUAAAAAAGCAUCAAGGUGAACUAAAAAUGUAAAGAAAAAAAAUGACAAAGUAGCACUAGUGGUGUUCUGGGUCAUUUUUGAGCCAUCAUAAGAAAUGAAUGGGAAAGAUUAAAACACAGAGCAUUUGUUUUUUAUUUUGUCAAAUUAAAUACAUAAAUCAGCCACAAUGCAGAACACACACCCAUAGAUAUGAAAGAGCGAGACUAUAUAGCACAUCAAUAAUGCAGAACAUUUGCGCUGACACACACACUCACCAGUUAAUCUAUUACAACCAGGCAUGAAAUAGUAGAUAUAUGCAGCCAUUUACUUGUCAUUUCAUGUGGCAGAUGGCAGCAAUCUGACCUCAAUGCACACACAGACUGAAGACUGAGUCUGAGACAGUUAACCUUAUCCAUUCAUAAUGUAUGAUAAUACUUUAUUCCUUACUGUUUAUUACUAUUUUACAUUUACUGAUUGUAACUAAAUUUGAAUGGAGUUUCGUAAAGUUCAGGAGGAGCAUAUUCAUUUAAUUGGACCAAUCACAUCGCCAGAGUAAGAGUAUAUAAACUGCUGCGACGAUUCUUCCAGCAUUACUCCACCACCCCAUCUCAUCAUGUCUAUUCAUUAAUAACUCAAGUCUGGUUUUUAACCCCAUCAGAUCAUGUCUCGAGCCACGAGCCCUCCUCCAUGGACAGCGAGCCUAAUACUUUUACACUAACCUCAUGCAAGGGCGAGUCUAGCCCCUUUUUAGGGGUGCUUCAGCACCCCUAAAACUUGGAGUAAGAAAUGUUGUUAUUCUAAAAUUUUUCUUCGUCUUUGACAAGGUUAAAUAAUGUCCAAAAUAUACUCCGUAGUUUGUGGUUUAAAAUGUAUGUGUUAAGCAUGAAAAUGAAAACACCCCCGCUUAGCAAAUGGUAUCAUCCUCUUCUCUUCUUCUACUUCUCCUCUGUACCUGCACCGCUCAGCACGACUGUCAUCCAGCGCGAAACACACGCAGAGGGAGAACCAGUUAUGUAGUGUUGUGAAUCAACUAAGUUGCUCCAAAGCUGUGUCUCACACUUCUUUCCUUUUACCUAGAGUUGUUCCGAUUCCGAAACCAUAUCGGUGAGUACUGGAGUCAGUAUCCUGAAUCACCAUGGUACACCUAUAAUAAGUGUUUAUUUUCGGACUAUUUUAGUCUAGCGGGUCGCCGCCGCUGUGGAGUAGCACAGGACCUGGGUGACUCGUCCAUAGUCAUAAACGGAGAGAAGUAGCGCCGGUUACAAUGUUCUUCCACAAGAUGCGUGGAGUUCUGUUUAUUAACUGCUAGAACGUGAAACAAAAACAGCAGCGCGACAAAUAAACUGCGUACCUGUGUAGUGCGUACGUGUGUCUCUGUUGUUAAAGUUUAUCGUUAAUUUGAUACUCAUUUUAACAAUCGGGAGUCAUGUAAACAUGACAUCACGUGCGUCUUUUCUGGUCAGUCGUCAUGGAAACAUGAAGCCCUGGCGUUUGGACCAGAGUGAAAACAAACAUAUCACUGUAUACCACCAGUAAGUGUGAAAACACUCAUUGUGGCUUUUUAAAUGAAUUGUUAUUCAUUCCUAGAUUUAUAUCUGUUAUUUUUCAAUUGUGGCUGACUAUCAAACUAGACAAUAAAAGAAAGUUUAAUGUUUUUCUUUUGCUGUAUUUAUUCAUUCCUCACACACAGAGGAUUUAACCUGAACCAGGCUUAACUCCUGAACUCCUAGCAUUACUCUCUCUCUCUCUCUGUGUGUGUGUGUGUGUGAGCGUGUAUUUAUCACUUUGUGGGGACCAAAUGUCCCCAUAAGGAUAGUAAAACCCGAAAUUUUUGACCUUGUGGGGACAUUUUGUCGGUCCCCAUGAGGAAAACAGCUUAUAAAUCAUACUAAAUUAUGUUUUUUGAAAAUGUAAAAAUGCAGAAAGUUUUCUGUGAGGGUAAGGUUUAGGGGUAGGGUUAGGUUUAGGGGAUAGAAUAUAAAGUUUGUACAGUAUAAAAACCAUUGUGUCUAUGGAAAGUCCCCAUAAAACAUGGAAACCAAACAUGUGUGUGUGUGUGUGUGUGUGUGUGUGUGUGUGUGGCCUGCCAGUGAGCAAUGGACAUACGACAGUUCUUUAAAAGAAAAAAGACAGAUUCAGGUGAGAGACUAGGGACAGUCCAUAAUGACCUCUGUCUUGUUUUUUGGGUUUUUGUUCUUCUGAAAAGUGUUAAGCUAAAGUAACAGAUAAUGCAAACCAGCUAUCUGUUGUUGUACCAAAUUACUUAUCUAGGCAAUGGUCCCCUGCUUUUAUUUUUUUUUAUUUAUUUCAAACCCUCAAUGGAGAAUACAGCUUCUCUUGUGAAAGGAAUUUGUGAUUUAAAAAAGUUUCUAAGCCCAAUAAUAAUAAUAAAAAAGACAUUUAAAAUGCUACACCUCUGUGUGCCUUUUGAUCAUAUACUUGGAAUCUGUAAAUGGUCUCCAUAACAUUUUUGUGACAUGACAAACUGACCUCAACUCUCCUGCCUACAAUAUAUUUGU